Malassezia japonica is the source of this 1245-nucleotide messenger RNA. RefSeq names its product peptidylprolyl isomerase (gene FPR3). The record is from RefSeq and is a predicted model, not a curated record. Bases 1 to 1245 code for a protein of 414 amino acids. Gene Ontology annotation, cellular component: chromatin; nucleolus. Lineage: Eukaryota; Fungi; Basidiomycota; Malasseziomycetes; Malasseziales; Malasseziaceae. The transcript is spliced from 4 exons. Gene Ontology annotation, molecular function: peptidyl-prolyl cis-trans isomerase activity.
AUGAGCUCUGCCCCUGUUGAAUUCUUUACGCUCAAGCUCAUUCCCGGUGAGAUCUACCACCUGGACACGAUCCGUGACAUCCAGAUCACGAAUGUCAGCUACUCGAACCCCGAGUCGCUGAGUGGCAAGAAGCGCACGGUGCUCCGUGUGCACUACGCCGGCAGCCCCCUCGAGAUCGACGACGACGACGAGGAUGACGAGGAGUUCGACGAGGACGACAUUGCGGAGAUCAUCGACGACGAAGACGAUGAGGAUGACGAGGAUGAGGACGAUGAGGACGACGAGGAUGACGAGGACGACGAGGAUGACGAGGACGACCUCGACCUCGACGACGACGAGGACGACGAGCCUGAGUUCACCGAAGAGGACUCGUACGUCGUGUGCUCGCUCAUUCCCGAGAAGGUCGAGCAGGUGACCCUCAACCUCCAGAUCUGCGAGGAGGAGGAGGUCGGCCUCUCUGUCUCGGGUGACGAGCCCGUGGACAUCAUUGGCAACUACCUGCUGCCUGCCUCGCUGAACAACCUCGACCCCGAGGACUACGACUACGACAACCUCUACGACGACGAGGACGACGAGGACGAGGACGAUGACGAGGACGAUGACGAGGGCGCGAUUGAGCGCCGUGCCAUCCUCGGUCCCGAGUACGACGAGGACGACGAGGAUGACGAGGACGAUGACGAGGAUGACGAAGAUGACGAGGACGAGGAGGACGAGGACGAGGACGAGGACGAGGAUGACGAUGACGAGGAUGACGAGGUCAUCGUGAUCCCCUCCAAGAAGCGUUCGGCCUCGGACCUCGACGCCGACUCGUCGCUCAUUGACGAGUCGAAGCUGAGCCGCGGCCAGCGCAAGCGCCUCAACAAGAAGCUCAAGAACGAGUCUGCGCGCGCGGCUGCCCCCACGGUCGAGGAGGAAGAGAAGCUUCCUUCUGGUUUGAUCAUUGAAGACAAGAAGACGGGCACCGGUCCUACGGCGAAGCCUGGCCAGCGUGUUAGCAUGCGCUAUGUCGGCAAGCUGCAGAACGGUUCCAUCUUUGACUCGAACACCAAGGGGAAGCCUUUCUCCUUCCGCCUGGGCAAGGGCGAGGUGAUCAAGGGCUGGGACCAGGGCGUGAAGGGUAUGCAGGUCGGCAGUGAGCGCCGCCUGACUUGCCCUCCUCACCUGGCCUAUGGCCGCACCAAGCUUCCUGGCAUCCCCGCGAACUCUACGCUGAUCUUUGAUGUCAAGCUGCUCGAGAUCAAGUAG